AUGGAUAAAGUAAAAGUUAACACUAGUUUGCUUCGCAAAAUAAGGCGGAAAAGAAAAAUUAAAUACGAAAACAGAAUAUUUCAUAAUGAUUGGACAGAAAAAUAUGCAUUUAUUGAAAGAAACAAUAAACCUAUGUGUUUAAUUUGCAAUAUAGAACUUGCUCAUAACAAGACAUGCAAUGUUAAACGUCAUUAUGAAACAAAACAUAAACAAUUUUCUGAAGAAUAUCCGUUAUGUUCAAAUUACAGAAAGAAUAAAAUUGAAUUGCUCAAAACGAAAAAUAAAAAUCAACAACUAAAUAUUUCAUCUUACAGCCAAGAAUCAAUUAAUACAACAGAAGCAAGUUUUGUUAUAGCAUGGAAUAUUGCCAGAGGUAAACAUCCUUAUACCGAUGGAGAAUUUGUAAAGCAAAACAUUUCAGAUGUCCUGUCGGUUUUAGAUCUUAGUAAUAGCAAAAUCCAAAGAUUAGUAUCACAAAUUCCUAUUUCUCGACAUACAACCGAAAGAAGAAUAUCUGAGAUUAGUAUUGAUGUUGAACAGCAAUUACUAAACGAUUUAAAAAACUGUGAAGCAUUUAGUUUAGCUGUAGAUGAAUCAACAGAUAUUCAAGACAAGCCUCAAAUGGCUGUAUUCGUUAGAUAUGUGACUUCAGACGUAAUUGUAAAAGAAGAGUUACUAGAUUUAGUUGAGUUGAAAGACACAACUCGUGGAGUUGAUAUCAAGGAAGCCCUUGACAAAGCUCUGCUUAAAGCUAAUGUACCUAUCAACAAGCUUGUUAGUGUUGCUACAGAUGGUGCAUCAGCAAUGGCUGGAAAACAUUUAGGACUUAUAGGCUUAUUAAAAAGUGACCCUAAGUAUCCAGAAUUUAUCCCAAUUCAUUGUGUUGUUCAUCGAGAACAUUUAGCUGCAAAUCAUUUUAACUUUCCAAUUGUUUUUAAAUCUGUUUUAAAGAUUGUAAAUUAUAUUCGAGCAAAUGCAAAAAAUCACAGACAGUUUAGAAACUUUAUAAAUGAAUUGGAUCUUGCUGACGAGCCAAGUGACGUGUCAUUUUUCUGUUCUGUAAGAUGGCUUUCAAGUAGUGACGUUUUUUAUAGAUUUGUAGAACUAUUAGAGCCAAUUAAAUGUUUUUUGAUUGAAAAAGAAAAGACAUUUGAAAUCCUAGACGAUAUAAAUUUUGUGCAAGAUCUUUUAUUUUUGACUGAUAUAAUGCAACAUUUAAAAAGUCUGAAUUUGUUUCUUCAGGGAAAAGAAAAAAAUAUAUCUGAUCUUGCACAAACGAUAUUUAGUUUUCAAAAAAAAAUUAUUCUUUUUCAGAAAGAUCUUAGCUUGAAAAAAUUUAAUCAUUUUCCUCAAAUGAAGAAGAUGAUUACUUCUAAUCCUUCAAUUCAGUAUGAUGACGAUAAGAUUGAAUCAUACUUGGACAAACUAAAGGAUUUACAAAAAGACUUUCAAAAAAGGUUUAAAGAUUUGCAUGAACUAAAAUCUUCUUUAGGAUUUAUAGUAAAUCCUUUUUUAAUUAAUAUUAUUAGUAAUGGCUGUCCAAUUCCUGAAAAAAUGCUUGAAGAUAUAUCUCAAUUUGAAAUGGAACUACUAGAUCUCCAAGAAGAUCAAAAUCUACUUAUGCUGCAUAAAACAAUAACUUUUAUGGAAUUUUGGAAGAUAGUUCCCGAGGUUAAGUAUCCUCAACUUAAAAAGAUUGCCAUAAAAUUCAUUUCAAUUUUUGGUUCAACGUAUACAUGUGAAUCUUUAUUCUCUACUAUGAAAUUUGUCAAAUCAAAGUAUCGUGCAAAUCUAACCAACGAGCAUUUGUCUGAAUUACUUAGAACAGCCACUACAAGUUUGAAACCAGAUUUUAAGAAACUUACCAGUAAAGUUAUGAGUAUUAGUUUGAUCAAAGUAAAAAAUUGA
Messenger RNA from Hydra vulgaris (swiftwater hydra), 1908 nucleotides. NCBI's taxonomy places the organism in Eukaryota, Metazoa, Cnidaria, Hydrozoa, Anthoathecata, Hydridae. The record is from RefSeq and is a predicted model, not a curated record.